AUGGCAAUAUCAUCCUACCAGCUGUACAUGCUUAAAGACAGGCGUUUUGAAAGAGAUAUCUGGAUUUACCGUGCCAAAGCGCUUCGCGGGUUUCAAUAUGAGAUUGCACGCUUUCGAGAUGACAUUGAGUCAUCCAAGGGGUGGGAACAAGUCAUUGCCACCUUGAUUAUGCUCACCUUUUUCGAUAUAUCACAAGAUGCCUCACCGGCGUGGCUAAUCCACCAGCGCUGCGCCCGAAAUAUACAGGCCCUCCUUCCUGUUACAAACAGUCUAUCAAUGACCCAAAUGGACUUGUCUCGGUUCUUUCGCUACUAUUUCGCCCAGCACGAAGCCUUUUCGAGGACAGCUUACGAUAUUCUUGAUCCCCAUGCGGCGUGUGUAUCUUGGUUCUCACCUGGACUUGAGGUCGACAUGACGGUUAUCGAUGCCCUGUUGGGAUGCUCACCUGAGCUGAUUUCCUUGAUAUUGGAGAUAUCAAACCUCGCCGCGCAAAGAUUGGCAGUUGCAGGCGCAACCAAAGGCGUUCCCGACGGCAUAUCUUGGCGAGAGAGCGGUCAGGCUAUUUGCGCUUGGCGCAACAAUAUCGAGAGACGUCUUUGCUUUCUGGAACAGGUCCUGCCAUGCUCAUCUUCUCUCUCUAUAGACUGCGAUCAGGAUGGCCAAGGAGCCAUUGAGGAGCUCGGCUAUAUUGCGGAGACGCGCCGGUUGUCAGCGCUGCUGUACAUGUAUUCAAGGCUCGACGGUAUCCCCCCGGGGUUCUCACCCAUCGAUAAGUUGACUACACAAAUACUAACUCUAAUACCUAAAAUAUCCCUUCGUUCCCAUGCCCUUCUAUGGCCUCUCUUCGUUGUGGGCACCAUGGGUAUUGGAGUGGUCAACACGGAGUGCGGAGACGCACAGAGGAUUUUUGUGUUGGAAAGACUGGUGAGCUUGCAGCAGACGCGGCAACUCAAGAAUGUCAGGCGGGCAAGAGAGAUUGUAGAGGCCGUUUGGAAGAUGCGUGAUAUACAAGGUCCAGAAUACAUGGGCGGAUGGUACGAUAUUGGGCGGGUAGAAAGUUACGGUGUGAGCUUAUGUUGA
Molecule: messenger RNA, 1080 nt
Organism: Clonostachys byssicola
Lineage: Eukaryota; Fungi; Ascomycota; Sordariomycetes; Hypocreales; Bionectriaceae
Source: the annotation of a GenBank genome assembly